GCCAUUUUGAGCCAUUUUUUGCACGGCAGCGCUCGCCCCCGCUAGAGCGGCGCUCGCCAUCAGCCUUGCGCAUCGCUCGAGUACGUGCGACUGACGCCUUAAACGGCACGCCGCGCCCGCUCGCGUGCUCCAAUUGACCUUGUGCAGCAGCACACGCGUAGCAACAAGCGCGCGGCACGCACCGCGCUCACUAAAAAUGCUCCGCCUGCUCGUCGCCGCCGCAGCGAUCAUCGUAAACCAUGCGGACGAGACCGUCACCCUGAAACGGGACGCGCCGCCGGCCGAGGACGAGCCCGAAGUGCAGGCGUCGAUGAACUCGCUGGGCGGCGCCUUCAUGCCUGCUGUGGGAGAGGACUACGAAAAUGAAGCGGCGAAGGAGGCCGAGCGUGUUAGGCUGUCCCAAGCGGCCGAGCAGGCGGAAGCUCGCGCGCGGGCCGAGCACGCGCAGCGCUUGGAAGAAGCCCAGCGCCAAUACGCGGCCCAGCAGCAGGCCGCCCAGACCGCGGCGUUGGAACGAGCCAAGGCCGAGGCGCUGGCGCAGGCGGAGGCGCAGGCGGCAGCGAAGGCCGAGGCCGACGCCGCGGCGGCGCAGGAGGACGCGUCGCCCGAGACGGCGACGCACACGCCGAUGCACGCCGAGGCGGCGGAGCUCGCGCAGGCCUACGCCGCCGCGGCCGAAACGCUCAGCGGCAUUAGUGGCGAGGAGGAGGAGGCUGCUGAAGAGGCCCCCGCGGCAGAGGAGGCCGCCGACGAGGCCUCGCCGGUGGAGCAGGCCGCGGCCGCCGAGGCGCUGCGGGCGGAGAACGCCGCGCGGCUCCGCGAGGCCGUCGCGCAGCAGCAGCGGCAGCUGCGCGAGGCCGAGCUCGCGCGCCGCGCCGAGCAGCAGGCGACGCUCGCCGAGGCGCAGCAACAGGCAGGAGUGACCACCGACGCGUUGCGCGAGCACACGAUGCCCAUCAAGCAGGAGCCGCGGUCGCCGCUCGAAAGCGACCUCCGGCCCGCCGACGCGGCUCAGUUAAAGGACAUUUAUCAACGGGACCAGAAGUUGGCCGAGAUGCGGUCGCGCGCGCAAGUCGAUCCUUCGACAGAAUUAAGACGGGCCCAGGCCUGGGCCGAAUUGCCGGCGCGGGAGCGGCGGAGCUGCGCGGCUGAGGUUAGUAGGAUCACCAAGAACUACAAGCGCGGCCACUACGCCGUGUUAGGCCUUCGCAGAAGCGCGUCCCAGAUGGAGAUCCGACAACGCUACCGCCAGAAGGCGCUGCUCGUGCAUCCCGAGAAGAAUCCGUCGCCCGACGCGCGCCUGGCCUUCGAGCAGCUGCGGGAGGCGGGCGAGACGCUCGCCGACGACCGGUUGCGCGACGCCUAUGACAGAAAACUGCAACGGCAGCAGGAAGAGAAACUUGAUCAUUUCAGGGGGGAGGUCUUGGCGUUUGCGGAGACGUCGGCGGAGUACCUCCAGGCGCGGCUGCGCGAGUUUCCCCGGGUCUUGUACGGGGCGGCGGCGGUGUCGUUCCUGCUGGUCUAAGUCUAUCUAUAUGGG
Molecule: messenger RNA, 1540 nt
Organism: Pelagomonas calceolata
Lineage: Eukaryota; Pelagophyceae; Pelagomonadales; Pelagomonadaceae
Source: the annotation of a GenBank genome assembly